Messenger RNA from Tripterygium wilfordii, 885 nucleotides. RefSeq lists its product as uncharacterized. The record is from RefSeq and is a predicted model, not a curated record. The transcript is spliced from 2 exons. NCBI's taxonomy places the organism in Eukaryota, Viridiplantae, Streptophyta, Magnoliopsida, Celastrales, Celastraceae. Bases 58 to 579 code for a protein of 173 amino acids.
CAGAAGAGCUGUUGUUGAUUAAUUCAUUUUGAAGAAACGAAACGAAAAGAAAUACGAAUGGCCGAGAUGGGGAACGAAUCUAGGGCACAAACUCCAGCGAUGGAGUCGCUCUUUGUGCAAGAUCUUGAGGAGAUCGAUCUAUCGUACUGGGAAUUCAUCAGUCUCGCCGAUGCGGGCUCAGAUUCGGAUCUUGACGACGUCAUUUCGUGGAACUCUGAGUACGGCGUCUCCUCUCCGCGGCGACUGUCCGACAAUGAAAACCAAGAUAGUGAUCAUCAUAACUCCUCUGAUCUUGACGAGAAAUUAGACGGUGAUGGACAGCUUGUGCCUGCUGUGGCGGUCGACAAAUCUAUUUAUGACGACGAGGAUGAGAAGAUCGACGACUAUGAUGAGGACUACGGCUUGGACGAUGAGCUGGUUCCAUGGCAGGUGAGUGGGAAGUUGGGGAGGGAGAGGAUGAGGAAGAUUGGGAAGAGGGUGUUCGCGAGAAUGACGAAUUCAAAGCGGUCUCCACAUAGCUAUGUCAAGCCAGGGUGCGUUUAUGGCAAGCAUGGGCUGGGACUAAAGCAUAGCUGCUGAUCAUGAUGGUCGUCAACUAGGUUCGAAUCUAAAUUGGGGAACCAAUAAAGGAACAGAAUAGAUUGUCCUUACAAUUACUUGUUGCUCUUUGGCUUCUUGGGCAGAAACUGAAGCAACAACAUUUGCUAUCUAAUUAUUACUGAAUAUGAUGCAGAUUCUGCUUAUAAAUGCAGAGAGUCAUUGUGUUUCUUUCAAAUGAAUCGCUGUACAGGAGUUAGUGUGGGGUCAGUACAAGUAUUUAUACAUGUAUAAGACUGUUUUCUAUAUAGAUCUGGCAUUAUAUACGUUUUUGUGUGGAGUUAGCUA